UAUAAAAAAGUAUGUGAACUAGCACAGUGCGCUUACUACCUUACUUGUUUUAUCACUAAAGAAGCUAGUUGUUCAAAGAGGCGCCAACAAUUGAAGUUUAAACAAGUGUUUAAUAGCUUACGGAUCUGUGACCUCGUGGGAAGAUGAAAAUUGGUCGUUGUUUGAUAGUAAUACAGGCAGCAAUCCUGUCGAUUUCUCUAGUGGCGCACACACAAGAAAAUAAGAAUAGUUCUUUAGUGUUGAUUCUUGCACUUUUUCGACAUGGUGUCCGAAGUCCAAUAAUUACGUUUCCCACCGAUCCGCAAGCGUACUAUCCAUGGGACGGAGGACUGGAAGCUUUACAAUUGCAAGGCUUCGAACAACUAUACGUUUUGGGCACGAACAUGCGCAAGCGGUAUAAACAUUUCAUUCCUAGACGUGUAUCAAAGAUCAAACAAAGUGUUUAUGCUGUAAGUAGUUGUACUGACCGUUGUAUUGACAGUGCUCAGAGCUUUUUGGCGGGAUUUCUAAAAACGUCCAACAGCUCAACGAUAAGGCAACAACCAGUACCGCUGCAUGUUAUCUUGCCUGACCAAGACACCUUUCUCUUACAAAACAAAACAUGUCCAAAGGCGAAACAAAUUUGGAAACAACUAGAAUUUGAGCUGGAUUCCGAAUUUAAUUUGUGGUUCCAAGAAGGAGCGGCUUUACAAAACCUUGUUGCUGAGCAGAUUGGUGCUCCUGUAACAACACUGAGAAGACUUGCAUUGAUCUGCGAUGCGCUUGACGUGUAUGACAGUUUUGGUCUUGAGCAGCCCGGCUGGGCAUCCAAAGUGUUCCCAAAAAGAACCCAAGCCUUCAUGUUGGGAUUUUUGUUAUCCUACACGGGAAAUGAAGAACUGAAACGCAUUCGCGGAGGCGCGAUCCUUAAGGAGUUUCUGAAUAAGAUGACAACAGUUCGCGAUGGAAAAAUAAGAAUAAAACGAAAAAUGUUUUUCUAUUCUGGUCAUGACUUGACUCAGGUUAGUUUGUUCAACAGUAUCGGACUCAUAGAACUAGUCUCACGAAGACCUGAGUGCGGGUCGGCGGUUGUAUUCGAGUUACACAGAAGCAAAAUGUUUUGGAAAGAUCUGGAAGUGAGGAUGCUCUAUUAUGAAAAUGCCUACGUAACUAAUCCGAUGAAGCUUGUAAUACCCAACUGCCCCGAUCCAUGUCAGUUGACAAAAUUUGAGCAAUCGAUUGAACAUUUACUGUUGGAUGAUUUCGACAAAGCAUGUUUGUUGUAGUUUAUAUUUGGAGAAAAUUAACUAUAGUUUGCAAGUAACAAUGAGUCCCUUAAUACUUGCUAGUCAAAAUCACAGUCUUUUGAUCUGUACUGGAAAUGUAUUGGAAAGUUUCAUAAUGGCACCGUAAUCAUCGAAGAAGAAAGUAAACAAACAGAGGUCUUAAGUAUUGCUAACGA
Molecule: messenger RNA, 1441 nt
Organism: Topomyia yanbarensis
Lineage: Eukaryota; Metazoa; Arthropoda; Insecta; Diptera; Culicidae
Product: testicular acid phosphatase homolog
Exons: 3
Coding region: 144-1265 (373 amino acids)
Biological process (GO): dephosphorylation
Molecular function (GO): phosphatase activity
Source: RefSeq, a predicted model, not a curated record